This is a messenger RNA of Egretta garzetta (little egret), 1048 nucleotides long. Its product is annotated as basic salivary proline-rich protein 2-like. Lineage: Eukaryota; Metazoa; Chordata; Aves; Pelecaniformes; Ardeidae. The record is from RefSeq and is a predicted model, not a curated record. The annotation marks the transcript as partial. The transcript is spliced from 6 exons.
AUGAGGUCCCCAAGGUCCCCACCCAGUGGCCAUGGUGGCCACAAGGAUCCUGUGGCCAUGAGUUCCCCAAGGUCCCCACCCAAUGGCCAUGAGGUCCCCAAGGUCCCCACCCAACGGCCAUGGUGGCCACAAGGUCCCCACCCAACGGCCAUGGUGGCCCCAAGGUCCCCACCUUCUGCCCAUGGGGUCCCUGGGGUGGCCUGGAUUGGUGGCACGUGGCUAUGGGGUCUUCAAGGUCCCCAUCCUGUGGCCAUGGUGGCCUCGAGGUCCCCAUGUCAUGGCCAUAGUGGCCCCAAGGUCCACAUCUCCCACCCCCUGGGAUCAGGGUGUCCCCAAGGUCCCCAUCUCAUGGCCAAUGCCACCUCAUGUCUCUGGUGUCCCCAAGGUCCACGUCUCUCACACAUGGCGACCAGGGUGUCCCCAAGAUCCAUGUCACCCUCCCACCAUGACCAAGGUGUCCCCAAGGUCCCCAUCUCAUGGCCAAUGCCACCUCAUGGUCUCUGCUGUCCCCAAGGUCCACGUGUCUCACACAUUGCGACCAGGGUGUCCCCAAGGUCCAUGUCAUCCUCCUGGUGUCACCAGAAAAUCCUGAAGGUCCCCAAGGUCCCCAUCUCAUGGCCAAUGCCACCUCAUGGUCUCUGCUGUCCCCAAGGACCACGUGUCUCACACAUUGCGACCAGGGUGUCCCCAAGGUCCCCAUCUCAUGGCCAAUGCCACCUCAUGGUCUCUGCUGUCCCCAAGGACCACGUGUCUCACACAUUGCGACCAGGGUGUCCCCAAGGUCCCCAUCUCAUGGCCAAUGCCACCUCAUGGUCUCUGCUGUCCCCAAGGACCACGUGUCUCACACAUUGCGACCAGGGUGUCCCCAAGGUCCCCAUCUCAUGGCCAAUGCCACCUCAUGGUCUCUGCUGUCCCCAAGGACCACGUGUCUCACACAUUGCGACCAGGGUGUCCCCAAGGUCCAUGUCAUCCACCCACAUGGAUCAGGGUGUCCCCAAGGUCCACAUCACCCUCCCAAUGUCUCCAGAGCAUUCUGAGGGUCCCCAAG